GAGGACUGGAGCAGGAGUUGUGUAAAAGGGGCUGAAGUCCUGCGUCCUCCACUGCUGCUGAAAAGUAGGCUCACCACCAGAUAUAUAAACGCUGCCAAACCGUUUUAUAUCGUGGAUGUAAAACAAACAAACAGACAACGACACACCCCGAUGAAGGUCCAGGACUCCGGCCGAGCGGUGGGCGAGGCAGCCUGAACUCCGCUGGACUGUCCAGGCGUGUCGGCCGCGCAGGAGCGACCCGGCCGGUGGUCAAGAUCAAACCGUCUAGGCCCACUGACACAGAGGAGCUGAGAGGAAUUAUGGGCACCCAAGAAAUUUGACCACAAGCUCCCAGCUCCUGCAAACAUCUGAUCAACAUUUAGAUGACUGACAAGGUGAAAUUGUUUGAAUAUGUGCACCUAAAGCAGACGAAAGGAAGGAGAAGGAGUCACCAUUUGUGCCUUUUUAAAGCGGGGUCUGUCCGUCACUCAAGGCCGUCUAGUUCGAACUCUCACGCUCGCUGGCUGACUUCCAGCACUCCCUCACCCUUGGCCCCAAAUGGCUGACACACAGCAGUUCUUCACUGGCAAGCUUUAUGUUCCUGUACACAUGCUAAAGCUGCCAGCUGAAGAACUGCUCUGGUCAGCCCUGCCCCGGAUGACUCAAGAAGAGGAAGUGGAUGAGGGAUGGGGGGAGGGACUGAGGAAGGCGGUGUUUUGCACGCUCAGUAAUCACAUGUAAGGUAUAUUUCACUUUAGGCAUGUUUAUGUUUAUUUUGUGGUCACGCGUGUUGUCUUUUUCCUCACAAAAACUUGCUUAAACUGUCUGUGAUGUGUUUUUCCCCCCCUUCUUGCAAUAAAGAACAAAAUAUUUUCUCAGACUUAAGGUUUAUUGUUGUGGACAAAACUGCACGCUAUGGACAAUAAAACGCAUACCAGCACUGAAGACUCUCUUGUCCAAAAAUAACAACGCACACACACACACACACACACACACACACACAAAGAGGCACACAAUAGGUACAAGCAAAAAUGUGUCACAUUCUUUUAACUUUUGAGUCUCUGGUGAUCCCAUUAAAAGGGAACAAGAAAGAUCAGAGUGAAUUAAGAUGCUCUUUCGAAGUCAAUGGCCUCAGAUAUGCAAUAACUUCAUGAUCUUUGCUCUUUCUAAUCAUAACUUUAACAAGCUGACAUUUAGUCAGGUAUGAAUCCAGUUAGAUUGUUGUCACGUAUAAGAUGUGGAACCAGAGGGAGGGGAAAAAAAACGUACCUAAUGUCUGUUCUUCAGAGCCUAAAAGCAUCACCGGCUGCUUCAAGCGAUUCCUUCACAAGCUGCAAACUUUCACAGCACGUUCAAGACUAUCAAACUGAGGAAGUUAUUGAGAUAAUUUAUGCAAAAUAAUGUUUAUAACUGACUAAAAUUCAUGGAAAUGCAUGUUAGUUUGUUUGUUUGGCUUCAGCAGGUUAAAAUAUUAAUGUAUUACUGCAAACUGAAUUGGAUUAAUAAGGGAAACGUUAAGGUUCUUAGGUCAGUCAAUUUAUAAAAAAGCCUGAGUGGUCCUCCUGACACACAUUUGACUCUAAGGGUAUAUGUACAGGGCAUUCAGCACCGCCAAGAAAAAUCACAUCCGAAAACUGAAUAGAUAAUAGUACGGAUAUUUUUUUACACUGAUAAUUACGAAACUACAAGGACAUAUAUCUAAAUUAGGGGACGUUAAGGCGAAACUGGAGGUGUUGCUAAACCUACAAUUUAAGGGUCUUGGUGCAGUUCCCCCCAAAUCACCACUAGAUGGCGUGAUAAUCUCUGCAAAACAGGUUGAAACAAAGCAGAGCGCCUGUUGAGGGAAAUAAAGUCAGAUUAUUGCCACCUAAUGUCGAUGAACGUGGUAUCAAAUAUGUGAUGUGGGGAAUUCUCCGUUGACUGGAAUUUAGUCAUGAAUGAGACGUUGCGUAUGUCUAAGUAAAUCCAGGAUUAGAUAAGACUUUAUUGAUUGAAAUUCAGGCGUUGCAGCAGCACGAUAUAGUAUAAUAUAUAAUACAUUUUGUAUUUGGUGUGCAAAGGAUAUAGUGUGUUAUGCUGUGAAAGUAAAAGAAGGGAUAAACCAAGUUUCCUGAUUCAUCCAGUGAGACAGAGCGUGUACGAGGUCUUCGCUGUGUCUCCAUCCACCUGUUAUUUAAUUAACUUGCAGCCCACUUUUAUUAUAAUACGAACCGUUAUUUGAUCAUCCGGCAACAAUCAGAAAAAAACAGGUUCACAAAUUGUUUUAGGGAAUUAUUCUACAGAUUAACAUUCAUCAUGUAGUUGAUAAGCAGUGCUUUACGGACAACUAAACCGUCAUGUUGAAAUGUCUCCGAUGGGCUGUGGAAUAACUAUUCAGAAUUAAGUAGGCUUACUUAAGUAGUACACAAGUAUUAUCAGCAAAAUUAAGUAUCAGAAGUUAAUGUAUUCAUUAGGAAUUAGUGCUAUAUUAUUAUUAGUGGUUAGUGCAUUAGUCUGUAGCUAUAGGCUAUAUUGUAGCUGUUGAGGUGGAGCUAAUUUUAACUACUUCAUAUACUGUUGGGUAGUUAAUCUACAACGAUGCAUCAGAUUUUCCAGUGGUAGAAUGUAAAUAAGUAUAUUUACUCAAGUACUAAAGUACACAUUUGAGAUAGGCUACUUUUACUUUCCUUGAGUAUUUUCUUUUUAUGCUACUUUAUAUUCCUACCUCACUACUUUUAAGGGAAAUAUUGUACGUUUCACUCCACUACAUUUAGUUACUAGUUGCUUAACAGAUUAAGAUUGAACAAAACAUAUGAGUUUAUAAAGUGUGAUGCUCUGUUAUAAACUAUCUAACAGUAUACUUUCUUGCAUUUUGAGUAGUUUGAUACUUUAAGUACAUUUUAUUGAUACAUACUUUUAUGUAAGUGACAUUUUCAAUGAAGGACUUUUACUUUAAAUGGAGUAUUUUAUAUUGCAGUACUGCUACUUUUACUUAAGGGAUCUGGAUACUUCCUCCACCCCUGAUAUUUUCUCAACUGACAAUAUGUUUUGUAUGUAAAAUCUUAAUCUGCAAUAACUAAACCUACCAAAUAAAUGUAGUGGAGUAAAAAGUAUAUAAUUUCCUCUGAAACGAAGUGGAGUAGAAGUAUAAAGUAGCAUAAAAUAUAAAUAUAAAGGUACGACUAAAAUGUACUCAUAUAGUUAAUUCCCACCUCGGCUGAUGGGUGUUUAUAGCCAGGUAUGUGAUAAGCCAAAUUAACCAGAUGAAUUAUGGUCAUGGGUGGAGGCCAUUUUUAUACACAGGAAAAGCAACAUUUAGAAAGUUUUAUGCAGCACCUUGUAUGGCAGAAUAUGACUUUACAGGAGGACCCGAGUCUGCAGGGCGUGCUUGUGUAGAAAGGCUCGAGAUCACAGUGUCCGCCUUACUCUCUCUCGCUCUCUCACACACCCUGUGCUGCGCCCUAUGUGCUGAUCCAGCUGAUGCCGCCGCGCGUAAAUGGAAAGCUUUUACGCACCGCCCGGGUUCACUCCAAAAGAGGUUUAAUUGUUGUUUUUGCAUUGUCACACGCCUCGCCUGGUGCAUAAGUAGGCCUCAGAUACUGGGGAUGUGCUGUGGAGAUGUAAGGGAUGCGGUAAUACCUCACUACAUAACAGAAGGGGUGGGGGGUAAAAGGCAAGGCGUGCGUCCGGACGCUCACCGCCAACUAAACGCAAGAGCGACUCAGACAUCAAUAACAUCUCGCUCAUCAAUAAGAAAUUUUGAUGGCGUUAGACUGCUUAAUUAAAUAGGUUGCCUAAGGUAUUAGGCUCUCUGAAUUUAUAAUAUCUAAUCUAAUGACCCCCAAUGGAGAACAUCUGAAGGAAGACUCCCCAGCAUCUCCAUCCACAGGAAAGCGGCUCGGUCAGACAGAGGAUAAGACUUGGAGGUUCCUAACCUUACAGUGAUGGCUAUCAACACUGAUGCUGCCUUUGAGAAAAACGCCCUCGGCGAGAGGGAAGUUUCCAAUCCCACCGACUUCCAUGACACGGAGAAGCUGCUGAGCACCGCGACCACCGAGCCCACCGGGCAGAGCAACAUCAAGCCGUCCGACUCCUUCUCCCUCAACAUCAGAGGGAGCGUCCGGUCCCUGGACUCGGACCAGAACGGACACAGAUCACCGCUGAAGUCGGGCUCCAUCGGGCAGCUGGCGGCCACACCCAAGUCCUUGUCCCGGCUCAGCCUGGGCCCGCUGCCCUCCCCGGUGCCGCCCGGCCCGGUACCCCCGAAUUACCUCUGGCUCGCCGUGCUGUCCUGUUUCUGCCCCGCCGUGCCGCUCAACAUAUGUGCCUUGUGGUAUGCAAAUGUGUCGAAGUCUGUUCUCCAUACAGGAGAUAUUGAAGGAGCGAGGAAGUAUGGGCGUCUGUCAAUGCUGCUCAGCUGUCUGGCAAUGCUGCUGGGUGUGGCUGUCAUCAUCUUCAUAGUGUUUACAAUAGAGGCCCAGCAGUGAACUGAGGGAGUCUCCUUUGAACUUCAUCUGAUCUCAAAUUUGCACAGAAGAGAGCGAGAGGAGGAAAAAUGUCGUUUUGAAGAUGAAAAAGCACAAAAUCUAAGUUGAAAACAAGCCGAAGAGACUCUAACAACUUAAUGCUUUUUCUGCUAUGGACGAGAGAAAGAAAAAGGAAAGAAGUCGCAGGCCGUUUCUCUUUUUCUGGCAACACUCAUGCCCAAUAACCCCACAAAAGCUCAGGAACAAAGGAAGGAAAAUGACGGCUGCACACAGUUGUAGUGUCGGAUCAUCAGACAGGACAUUUUGUGGAGAAAGUGUAAACUACUCAUAGUCCAAACUAGCGGUGCACUGAAGUCCACACCUGCCUGACACACAGACAAAUGCACUACAUUUUGCUUAUUAAAAACAAACAAACAAUUGCAUUAUUAGAUAAGAGGAUGUUCUAAAGACUAAAGAAGACGACACAUACCAUCAUCAUCAAAAAUCAAACACAAAAUAAGCUUUGUAGGUGAUGUGAAGACUCUUGUGGUCAGAGAAAAACAAAAGGCAUCAGUGCACCUCUAGUCUGUAAUGCCGCCACUGCCUGCUCUGUUUCUCUUAGCAUUUGCAACCAAGUACGGACUGACUCUUCUUUCUGUUCUAUCGGCACGGGACUUUUGUGGCUGUGGGAAGAUGCAUAAACUGAUUUCAUACAGUGUUGACAUCAAGUUUAAAACUCAUGUACGUUUAUCCCAACAACGCCCUGCUGCUGUUAUAGUGUGAUAUCUUGCUUUGCGUGCUUCUAUGAUAAACUGAACAGAUUCCUGUUCGGACUGAACUGCCUGGAUCUCCGCACCUCAUUACGUUUACGAUAUACUGCAAGAUAUGAAUGGGGUCGUUCUCCCUGUAUGCACUGUUUUUGGCACUCUGAUGUUGAUGUUUAUACAUUUAUACUGUAUGACUGGUUUACUGUGCCAUAGUUCUGCAUGUCUGAAAUAAACUUGAACGAGCAUGACGAACCUGAAA
Siniperca chuatsi (mandarin fish) is the source of this 5450-nucleotide messenger RNA. RefSeq names its product trafficking regulator of GLUT4 (SLC2A4) 1b (gene trarg1b). The record is from RefSeq and is a predicted model, not a curated record. The transcript has 5 exons. NCBI's taxonomy places the organism in Eukaryota, Metazoa, Chordata, Actinopteri, Centrarchiformes, Sinipercidae. The coding region runs from base 3903 to 4445 and encodes 180 amino acids. Gene Ontology annotation, cellular component: membrane.